GAUCUUAACACCCCAGAAGACUACUGGCAAGAAUGCCCAACACGAAUUCUUCCUUCUCCAACGCCAUGAGGAUCAAAUUCCCUAUAUUUGUCAUUAUUUUGGAGGUGGCCAUUAUAAUUUUAUUUGGGAUAUUUGUAAAAUAUGACACAGGGAACAGCCACCCUCCACUCUCAGGUGCAUUCUGGUUAUACCCACCAGGCACAGCCAGGAACACAGAAAGAGUUGGAUUGCCGUAUUCAGUGACUUUAUCCAUCACCUAUCGAUCUAGGAGCAUAAGAGGUUGUCUCACACCAGUCUUUCAGGAUGUUCAUGUGAUGAUAUUUGUUGGGUUUGGUUUCCUGAUGACUUUCCUGAAGAAAUAUGGCUUCAGCAGCAUUGGUAUCAACUUACUCAUUGCAACCUUGGGACUCCAGUGGGCCACUCUAUUACAAGGGUUUUGGCAUAUGCACUCAAAUGAAAUCCAUGUUGGCAUUCAAAGUAUGAUCAAUGCAGACUUCAGCACAGCGGCUGUCCUGAUUUCAUUUGGAGCAGUUCUGGGGAGAACAAGUCCAGUCCAGAUGCUGAUUGUGACCAUUUUGGAAAUCACAAUUUUUGCAUGCAACGAACAUCUUGUUGUGUCGAUAUUAAAGGCCACUGAUACUGGAGCAUCCAUGACUAUCCAUACUUUUGGAGCCUACUUUGGUCUGGCUGUUGCCUGGGCCACAUAUCGCCCUGGUCUGAAAAAUGGACAUGAAAAUGAAGGUUCUGUUUACCAUUCAGACAUAUUUGCCAUGAUUGGUACCCUUUUCCUUUGGGUGUUUUGGCCCAGUUUUAAUUCAGCAAUUGCAGCACCAGGAGAGGACCAGUACAGAGCGAUCAUCAACACUUACUUUGCUUUGGCAGCAGGCACCCUCACAGCAUUUGCCACCUCUAUCUUGGUGGAAGGUAGAGGCAAACUUGACAUGGUGCACAUUCAAAAUGCUACCUUAGCAGGGGGAGUUGCUGUGGGUUCCUGUGCAGACUUGAACAUCUUGCCUUUUGGCGCAAUGUUAAUUGGCAGCAUAGCAGGAAUAAUCUCAGUUGUUGGAUUCAAAUACUUGACUCCAUUGUUUGCCUCAAACCUGAAGAUUCAGGACACCUGUGGAGUCCAUAACCUGCAUGGCUUACCUGGAAUUUUGGGGGGCAUUGCAAGUAUUAUUGCAGCAGCUUUACAGAUCAACAGCAACUUAUCAGCCGCGAUGCAGGCUGCAGCCCUGGCAUGCUCAAUAGGAAUUGCUUUGGUAGGAGGGGUAUGCACAGGAUUAAUUCUACGUUUGCCUUUCUUGGGAGAACUACCUGAUCAGAAUUGCUAUGAUGACUCAGUGUAUUGGGAGGUUCCUUUUGAAGAUGCAUCACAGGAGAGCAGUGUAGGAAGACCAUAGCAAACUCAAUGUUGAAGCACAGAAGAAGCAAUCCAAGUUUAGCUCUUGUUGUCAAGUGGAAUAUAUGGCUUGUACCUUGUUUUUCUUUUUUAUCUUAAUGCAAAACUAAAAUAUUGCUCACAUAAGCAGAAUUACUUUACAGGACAUCCCCAUUAGAAUGUUUGUGCUUCAAAUAUAUUCAGAUCCUGGCAGCACAGACUUUUGACAGAAGGCUUGUUGAUAACAAAUAUGUUGUGUCAGAAGUGACGUCAAAACCUAAGCUACAAUCCCCUGGAGUUGAUCAAACCUAAAAAUGAAGCCUGAUGAAAUGAAUUUACUGCCUCUUUUCAGUAAUUAACUGGUAAUUAAUUUAGAGGAAUUGAAAGGCUUAUCUUGGUAUUCAAUGCAUAAAAGACACAUAAGCCAAUGAUGAUUAUGAUACCAAGCAAAUGGAAACAUAUCACUGUAAUAACAGAAACUGAAAUACAAGUAGCAGCAGUU
This is a messenger RNA of Rhineura floridana, 1880 nucleotides long. RefSeq names its product Rh associated glycoprotein (gene RHAG). Gene Ontology annotation, molecular function: ammonium channel activity. The transcript is spliced from 12 exons. The record is from RefSeq and is a predicted model, not a curated record. Bases 33 to 1400 code for a protein of 455 amino acids. NCBI's taxonomy places the organism in Eukaryota, Metazoa, Chordata, Lepidosauria, Squamata, Rhineuridae. Gene Ontology annotation, cellular component: plasma membrane. Gene Ontology annotation, biological process: ammonium homeostasis; ammonium transmembrane transport.